Messenger RNA from Eptesicus fuscus (big brown bat), 1080 nucleotides. It is a transcript of the gene GJA5, whose product is annotated as gap junction protein alpha 5. Gene Ontology annotation, cellular component: connexin complex. The record is from RefSeq and is a predicted model, not a curated record. Bases 1 to 1080 code for a protein of 359 amino acids. Gene Ontology annotation, biological process: cell communication. NCBI's taxonomy places the organism in Eukaryota, Metazoa, Chordata, Mammalia, Chiroptera, Vespertilionidae. The transcript has a single exon.
AUGGGCGACUGGAGCUUCCUGGGGGAGUUCCUGGAGGAGGUGCACAAGCACUCCACGGUGAUCGGCAAGGUCUGGCUCACGGUGCUCUUCAUCUUCCGCAUGCUGGUGCUGGGCACGGCCGCCGAGUCCUCCUGGGGCGACGAGCAGGCGGACUUCCAGUGCGACACCAUGCAGCCGGGCUGCGAGAACGUGUGCUACGACCAGGCCUUCCCCAUCUCGCACAUCCGCUACUGGGUGCUGCAGAUCAUCUUCGUGUCCACGCCGUCGCUCGUGUACAUGGGCCACGCCAUGCACACGGUGCGCAUGCAGGAGAAGCGCCGGCUGCGCGAGGCCGCCCACGGGGCCAGCGAGGGCCAGGGCGCCGGCCCCUACGGGUACCCGGCGGCCGAGAAGACGGAGCUGUCCUGCUGGGAGGAGGCCAACGGCAAGAUCGUCCUGCAGGGCACGCUGCUCAACACCUACGUGUGCAGCAUCCUGAUCCGCACCACCAUGGAGGUGGCCUUCAUCGUGGGCCAGUACCUGCUCUACGGGAUCUUCCUGGACACGCUGCACGUCUGCCGCCGCAGCCCCUGCCCCCACCCCGUCAACUGCUACGUGUCGCGGCCCACGGAGAAGAACGUGUUCAUCGUCUUCAUGCUGGCCGUGGCCGGGCUGUCCCUCUUCCUCAGCCUGGCCGAGCUCUACCACCUGGGCUGGAAGAAGCUCAGGCCGCGGCUCGCCCGCGCGGGGCAGGGCAGGGCUGAGUGCCAGCUGCCCGGCCCCUCCACGGGCGCGGCCCCGGGCUGCACGCCGCCCCCCGACUUCAGCCAGUGCCUGGAGAACGGUCCUGGGGGCAAGUUCUUCAACCCCUUCAGCAACAGGAUGGCCUCCCAGCAGAACACGGACAACCUGGCCGCCGAGCAGGUGCGCGGCCAGGAGCAGAUGCCCGGGGAGGGGUUCAUUCACAUCCGCUACGCCCAGAAGCCCGAGGUCCCCAAUGGAGUCUCCCCGGGGCACGGCCUCCCCCAGGGCUACCAGAGGGACAAGCGCCGGCUCAGCAAGGCCAGCAGCAAGGCCAGGUCAGAUGACCUCUCAGUGUGA